Rhizophagus irregularis DAOM 181602=DAOM 197198 is the source of this 1347-nucleotide messenger RNA. RefSeq lists its product as uncharacterized. Gene Ontology annotation, biological process: protein geranylgeranylation. Lineage: Eukaryota; Fungi; Glomeromycota; Glomeromycetes; Glomerales; Glomeraceae. Gene Ontology annotation, molecular function: CAAX-protein geranylgeranyltransferase activity. Gene Ontology annotation, cellular component: CAAX-protein geranylgeranyltransferase complex. The record is from RefSeq and is a predicted model, not a curated record.
AAAAAAAAAAAAAAAAAUGCCUACUGAAAAGGAGUUUGUUCGCGACAAACAUAUUUCGUAUUUAAAGCGUGGUUUAACAUUACUUCCAAAACAAUAUGCAAGUAAUGAUACAAAUAGAAUGACACUGGCUUUUUUUUGUCUUUCCGGUUUGGACCUUUUGGGCGCACUUGAAAGUGAAAUUCCAGAAGAAAGAAGAAAAACAUGGAUAGAUUGGAUUUAUGCGCAACAAAUUUUACCCGAUGAAAGGAAUCCUGAAAUAAAUGAGAAAAUUUGUGGUUUCAGGGGUUCUCCAUUUUCUGGUUUACCGUUUGAUCCAAAUGGAUCGCGUGAAUCGAGAUUACCUUUUGAUGCCGCAAACUUAGCAAUGACUUAUACUGCUUUAACUUCUUUAUUAAUAUUAGGGGAUGAUUUAUCGCGUGUAAAUCGUUCUUCUAUAAUUAAUUCGUUAAAAUAUUUGCAAAAAGAUGAUGGAAGUUUCACACAAACUUAUCAGGGUAUGGAAUCUGAUAUGAGAUUCUUAUAUUGUGCAGUUGUUAUAUCAUAUAUUUUAAAUGAUUUUAGUGGAAUCAAUAUUGAAAAAGCUAUAGAUUAUAUAAAAAAUAGUCAGUCAUACGAUUUUGGAAUUGGUCAAGGUCCGGGAGAAGAAUCGCAUGGAGGAUCAACUUAUUGUGCCAUAAGUUCCCUUUAUAUGCUAAAUAAAUUGGACGAGGGAUUACUAUCAAAAGAAAAAACCCUUUUUUGGUUAAUUUCACGUCAAGAAUCUGGUUUUCAAGGUAGAGCUAAUAAACCACCUGAUACUUGUUAUUCUUUUUGGAUAGGCGCAUCAUUAAAGAUAUUGGAUAAAUUGGAAUUAAUUAAUUAUGAACAAAAUCACAAUUUUUUAAUGCAAACUCAAGCCAAGUUUGGUGGAUUUGCAAAAUUAAUUGAUAAUUAUCCAGAUGUAAUGCAUACAUAUCUUGGUAUUGCUGGUCUUUCUUUAAUGAAUGAACCAAGAUUUCUAGAAUUAGACCCUGCAAUAAAUAUUUCUAAAAAAGCAAAGGAAAAUCUACUAAAUAAUUGUGCAUUUCAUAAACAAAAAUGAUUAUUUAAUUGUAUAAUUUAAAUUCGAACGUGUAAAAUUAUAUAUUUUAUUUAUUAAAAAAAAAGUCGGCAUUGUUCAUCUUAUUUUAUGCAACAUUAAAGUGGAAUUUAAACUUCGAAUUUAUCGAAUUUUGAUAUAAAAUGCUAAAUAAAAUUAUGGGAUGACGAUCAAGCUAAUAAAAAAAAACACUUCAAAUAUCCAUGCCGUUAAUUUAAAACGCAGAUCAAUUCUUUGUUGUUUUUUUUUAAAUUCUCAUCUUAUCCGAC